UACUUUUAUUUUUCUGAUAAAGAAAAAAGAAACAACAUUUUCCUUGCUUAUUUUUUUAAACUACUGUUACAUUCGUGAUAUUUGCGACACGAAAACGAAAUCCAGAAAUAUAUUUUUUAAAAUUGUUUUAAAAAACUUCAAGCCGAUUUUAUGAACGUGUUAGUUUAAACAAUUUUUGUUUUUUAAAUAAAUAAAUGGUGCACACAAUUGGUGGUAUAUUGCAAUUGUUGUUGCAAAACCUUUUCAAUACGCAGAGGAGAUAUUUGUCAUGAGUUUUAUUGCAACAACGUCCGCCACCACAAAAAGUCCAAUUUCUUCUCCACCCUCAUUAUCUACAACAUCGCUAAUGAUUAAAAAUCCAGUCGAAACCCCUAAUUGCCCAGAAGGGGGGGACAGUAGUUGCUCGGAAAGGCAAGAGACCGCAGAGGGCUUUCUGAGUAACACACAAGAACCUCUUGGAAAUAUUUCUUUUUCAACAAUCAAAAACGCUGUGCAAUCUUCACCAAAAAAUUCGUCAAAUAUAGGAAAUACUUCUGAAUCAUUCGAUAUUGUAAAUUCAGAACUAAAAAACGUUGGUUCACCUGAAAAUAAGCGAGAUCAAAGUUCAAAUCAAACACAACACUUGACACCGCCAACAGAAGGAAAUAACUCCAAAGCUGAUUGUACGGAGGACUCUACAAGCAAAUCAAGUGACAGUUCAUCACUUUAUACUUCUGGAGAAGCUGUUAAAACACCUCCACCAUCGGAACCAAUCGAAAAACCUAAAAGUGCAUCAAAAAUAUCUGAACGAGCUAAAAAGAAAUCGUGGUAUAACGUUAUUUAUCCAUCCUACAAAUCAAGAUCGAAAGUCUUUAAAAAACUCUUCAAAGAAGUUCCCAAUGACGAACGAUUAAUAGUUGAUUAUUCGUGUGCUCUACAAAGAGACAUCCUAGUACAUGGUCGAUUGUAUGUUUCUCAGAACUAUCUAUGCUUUUAUGCGAAUAUUUUCCGAUGGGAAACGUAUUUAACAAUCAAAUGGAAGGAUGUCACAUCCAUAACUAAGGAAAAAACAGCUUUAGUUAUACCCAAUGCAUUAUCUGUCUGCACCGAAAAAGAUAAACAUUUUUUUGCAUCGUUUACAACUCGUGAUAAGGCGUUUUUAAUGCUCUUUCGAGUAUGGCAAAAUACAUUAAUGAACAAACCCAUGCUGCCGCAGGAAAUGUGGCAAUGGGUGCAUAAUUGCUAUGGUGAUGAAUUAGGACUAACUACAGACGACGAAGAUUACAUCGAUCCAUUAACCAUCGAGGAUAUUCCAAGAGAAGUCGACAUUAGCGUAUGCGAACAAAACACUAAAGAUCUUCAAAAAAUUACUUCCAAUACAACGAGUAGCUCCGAGAAAGCUACUAGUGAUACUAAUAGUGGUGGAGGAACAGGAAGUGAAAAAGAUAAAAUGAGCUCAAAGGGGGCAACGAAACUCGAUGAGAGUUUAGUUGAAGCCGAAACCAUAAAUGGUAAUGGAGAAGGUACCAAACGAAAAGUUUCUAAAAAUUCUCGCCAACGGGAUGAAAGUUUGAAUAAAAAUUCCGAAACAUUGCCUACGGAUAUGUCCGAUUCAAGUGAUUCAGAGGAGAAUAAUAUUCCCUUUGUGAGUACGGUGGAAUGUACAUCUACACACGAGGGACGUCAAUUAGUGCACACGAUUCUUCCAAUAAAUAUUGAUACCUUAUUCAAUCUACUGUUUUCAAAAUCAAAAUUUUUGUUGGAAUUCCACGAGAACAGAAAGUCAACUGAUCUUUCACUUGGCGACUGGGUAACAAGUCCGACUGGUGUUAAAACAAGGACCGUCAACUUAACAGUCAUGCUGGCACAAUCGGUAGGACCGAAAAGUUCUAAGGUAACUGAAUCGCAGGUGAUGCGCGAUUGUAGUAAACCCGGGGAAUUGUAUUCCAUUGAUAUUGAUAGUACCAACGCUGGAAUUCCCUAUGCUGAUAGUUUUGGUGUUCUUUUACACUAUUGCUUAGUCAAAACUAUUGACGAUAACACAAUGCUGUCCGUUCAUGCGCAAAUAAAAUAUAAAAAAUCCAUUUGGGGAGUCGUUAAGGGCUUCAUUGAAAAAAACGCUUGGGCUGGUUUGGAAGAUUUUUACAGUGCUCUAUUACGUGCUCUCCAAAGUGAGACUUGCAUACCACCAGCCAAAGGCAAAGGACGUCGACCUAGGAAAGGAACAACUGCUGCUGUUAGACCUUCUGUGGAAGAAAUUCCUCCAGUUGUUUUUAUACCAGAAGUCAUUGAACCAAUUAUUCCUAUCCCAGUACAAGUCGUAAGCGAACCCACCAUCAAUUACAAAUGGAUGUCAAUAUCUGUUAUUGCUCUGCUAUUUUUACUGAUUGUUAUCAAUGUGAUAUUACUACUUAAGUUAUGGCGAUUAGAGGACCGCAUUCAAAGCGAUCUCAGUACUCGCCUUGUGCCUAAUCUAUCUCAGAUUAAAAAUCUACCAAACAAUCAUGAGGACUGGAUUGAUCUACUUAGACAGCAAGAACAACUUCACGAUACGGAGCUAAAAAAAUGGCACACGGUGCUACAAACUGCCAUUGAUCUAUUAAAAAAGGUGAGCGUUGUUUGUCAAACAAUUUAUAAGAAUGAGAAAUUAAGUCAACAUAUAGAGGAAAUCAAUGAUGAACUAUAAACCAAAAAACAGCUAAACAUGAUAAGUUAGAAUUAAAUCAGUCUACGCGCAAUAGCUUAAGCUAAAAAAGUUAAAAUAUUAUGGCAUGACACUUUUAAAGUCUUUUAAUAUGAAUUCAUUUUGAUAUGAACUUAGACUCAAAUGUUCUCCAAGAACUGAAAAUAACAUGAUAAAUGUAUAUGUAAAUGGUAUAAUUAUUUAAAUAUUGGAAAAUUUUAAUAUGUAUGUUGUGAUAGAAUAAGAAUUUUUUUUCGUGUAAUAGACUGAUACAAAAUGUCUUAACCCAUUCAAAAAACAAAUAUAACAAAUGCACUGCACUCAAUAUAAUAAACAAGUCCAUAAUAUUGCCAAAACAUAUGUUUACUAUCAUAUGUAUUUAUUUAUGUUUUUGUAAAGAAUAUUUAUGGAGUUAAAAUUUUUAAUCAAUCACAUAUUUUUCACAAAAAAGAUGGGUCUUGUGCUUGGGACAAGAUAUUUCGAAUCUGGCCCAGGUUCUGUAGUCAAGACACUGAAAAUUAAGUAUAUUUUAUGGUAGGCUUCAGAGUUGGCAAGACAACCGAUGCCAUAGGGUACACAACGGAGGGUAUGAACUCGCGAUCGGGAUUGAUUAAGAAAGAGACUUAUUGAAUGAGGAUCUCGGUCGGCGAGCCGAUGGUAAUAUUAUGGUAAAGAUCUUUUAGGGUUUACAGAUGUAGCAGAAUAUAUUUUUAUGAUUUCAUAAAAUGUGCAAUAUUUUUUGUUUGGAUUUUAUUGUUCGCUUCAAUCAAAUGACAUCGAAUGUCCUCGUUCCUUAUUUUCGUUAUUUAGGUUAUUGAAAACAUUCAGAAAUAAAAUGAUGUUGAACACUGCCCUUUUUAGGAUUGUAAUAAACAUUCUAAAAUAAGUUCCCCCAAUUAUCCUUUAGUUUUAUGGUAAAU
Molecule: messenger RNA, 3582 nt
Organism: Eupeodes corollae
Lineage: Eukaryota; Metazoa; Arthropoda; Insecta; Diptera; Syrphidae
Gene: GramD1B
Product: protein Aster-B
Exons: 10
Coding region: 269-2665 (798 amino acids)
Biological process (GO): intracellular sterol transport
Cellular component (GO): endoplasmic reticulum membrane; endoplasmic reticulum-plasma membrane contact site; plasma membrane
Molecular function (GO): sterol binding; sterol transfer activity
Source: RefSeq, a predicted model, not a curated record